Triticum dicoccoides is the source of this 752-nucleotide messenger RNA. Its product is annotated as 40S ribosomal protein S26-like. Lineage: Eukaryota; Viridiplantae; Streptophyta; Magnoliopsida; Poales; Poaceae. Gene Ontology annotation, molecular function: mRNA binding; structural constituent of ribosome. Gene Ontology annotation, biological process: translation. Gene Ontology annotation, cellular component: cytosolic small ribosomal subunit; ribosome. The transcript is spliced from 5 exons. The coding region runs from base 73 to 501 and encodes 142 amino acids. The record is from RefSeq and is a predicted model, not a curated record.
CUUCGGACCUCGAAGACGCCGCUGCAGCCGACCUCGAGCCUCCGCCCUAGCGUCGUCGUCGCCGCCGUCGCGAUGCCCUUCAAGCGCCGCAACGGCGGCCGCAACAAGCAAGGACGCGGCCACGUCAAGUUCGUCCGUUGCUCCAACUGCGCCAAGUGCGUCCCCAAGGACAAGGCGAUCAAGAGGUUCAAGGUGAGGAACAUCGUGGAGGCGGCAGGCAUCAGAGAUAUCAAGGAUGCCUGCGUCUUUGAAGGUUACGUUCUGCCCAAGCUUUAUAUCCUGGAGCAUUAUUGCGUGUCCUGCGCCAUCCAUCAGCAUCAGGUCCGUGUCCGCUCCCGUGAGAACCGGAAGAACCGUGCACCGCCGGAACGCUUCAGCCGCUUCAAGGAGGCAAGACCUGAGGGCCAAGCUCCACGUCCUGGUGGUGUCAGUGGUGGUCCGGGUGGUGCUGGCGGUGGUCUCGGCACCGGUGCUCCAGCUCCCAACGUCGCUAGCACCUGACUUGGCUUCCUAGCAUGAUGCCAGUACGAUGAUAUAGCUAGGCUUACAUGACCGUAUGGUUUCAUAUUCGUUGCCCUAGGCCGAACUAUAUGCUGCUCUUCUAGCAUUUUCCUCGUAAACUCUUAGACUCCAGCUGGUACCCGAUGAGUUCUCUACUUUUGUUCAGUCUACUAAGUAGAAGAUUUUUGUUAUAUUAACAGGCCAAAUGUUGAUCUUUUACGUAGGACCUACCUACUUUUUGAGCACCAGCU